Molecule: messenger RNA, 558 nt
Organism: Aspergillus caelatus
Lineage: Eukaryota; Fungi; Ascomycota; Eurotiomycetes; Eurotiales; Aspergillaceae
Exons: 1
Coding region: 134-331 (65 amino acids)
Source: RefSeq, a predicted model, not a curated record
AUUCCUGACUCCAAGUGAAUUUUCUCCCAAUAUCGAGCUACAGGUUUGAGAACAGCUUAAGAAUGGCCGUCGCUAUCAUGGGUUUCGGGAGGGUGAAUAUCUUUUCCCGAACGAUGAGACUGAGCAAGCCCGCAUGGACAUGCUCCAUCAUAUCUAUCGUCUCAUGCUAGGAGGUGACCUUUAUAAAGCCCCGAUUCCCCAGUCCUCACAAUGCAUCUUGGAUAUUGGCAGCAAAGUCGUAUACUUUUUUUCGAAAGCUCAAAAAGAAUUUAAGGAGACGAAAAGACAAACUUUAUGUUUACACGCACUUCAUCUACGGACGGAAGCCUAGUUGCCCGAGCCAACAAUUUUAUUGACUGAGUUUUGUGCUCAACUUAAAAAUGGCUUGUCACCUUAUGAGAGUUUGAACCUUAUGGUGCACUUCCUCUCAUUUCGCUCACUCGGAUACUAUCGUGACGGAAACUUAUAUGGGCCCAAGGAAAUGGCAAGCCAAAGGCCUUGCAGAGCUACAGUACCAGACUGUUUAUACUGACUAAAUUAGUCGAGUUGCUUAAACUG